This is a messenger RNA of Xenopus laevis (African clawed frog), 1219 nucleotides long. It is a transcript of the gene snca.L, whose product is annotated as synuclein alpha L homeolog. Bases 143 to 568 code for a protein of 141 amino acids. Gene Ontology annotation, biological process: chemical synaptic transmission; synapse organization; regulation of dopamine secretion. Gene Ontology annotation, cellular component: extracellular region; axon terminus; cytoplasm. Lineage: Eukaryota; Metazoa; Chordata; Amphibia; Anura; Pipidae. Gene Ontology annotation, molecular function: cuprous ion binding. The record is from RefSeq and is a predicted model, not a curated record. The transcript is spliced from 6 exons.
UAUAUAUUCAUUCUUGCACACACACGCAUACAUAUCUAUAGAAAGACAGAGUCUUUCAGACACACACACACUUUUGUCUCCGUCAUCUAUCAAACAUCUCAAAUACAUAUUAAUUGGAACCGCUAGAAUAAAUUUAUUAGCUAUGGAUGUAUUCAUGAAAGGGCUUUCCAAAGCUAAAGAGGGUGUUGUGGCAGCUGCAGAAAAAACCAAACAGGGAGUGGCAGAAGCAGCAGGAAAGACAAAAGAGGGUGUUCUCUAUGUGGGUUCAAAAACAAAGGAAGGUGUUGUACAUGGAGUAACAACAGUUGCUGAGAAGACCAAAGAGCAGGUGUCUAAUGUUGGUGGAGCAGUAGUUACAGGGGUAACUGCAGUUGCACACAAGACAGUAGAAGGAGCCGGUAAUUUUGCUGCAGCAACAGGCCUGGUAAAGAAGGAUCAAAAGAAUGAAAGCGGCUUCGGCCCAGAAGGGACAAUGGAAAAUUCAGAAAAUAUGCCGGUAAAUCCAAAUAAUGAGACAUAUGAAAUGCCGCCUGAGGAGGAAUAUCAAGAUUAUGAUCCUGAAGCAUGAAAAAUCAGCGCAAAUUACAUCCUUUAGAAGAUUCUAUUUCAUAUGAAAAUGUGUUCUAAUGUAGCCAUUUGUAAUUUUUUUUUUUGGAUAUUUUCUCAGUUGUUUAUUAAGUCUUCCAUCCACAGUGAUAAAGGCAUCACAAAAUAGGGUUAAUUAUCAGAACUAGUGACCCAAUGACUCCAACCUACUAAAAUGGGAAGAAUUGGUAGGGGAUUUUUUGUGGAUGUUGUGACUUCAAUUUUCAAACAAAAUUGAUUAAAAACAGAAAAAAGAAAGAAAAACCACCUAAGUGUCUACUAUUGUCUUACUUUCUAUUUGUAUGAUUGUUUUCAGUGGUUUGGUAUUGUUUAUAAAAAUUUUGUAUGUUUCCUAUGUCCACUACUGUUACAUGUAACAUAUUGUGAUACCAGUUUCUAGCUAUACAGUAUUUCUGGCAUGAUCUAUGCACAAAGCAGUUUUACAUUUUUAUCAUGCACCCUAUUGAUUUUGUGUUUAUAAUGAAAUGUGUUGCUAUUUAAAGAAAUAAAAAUAGAGUCAAUAAAGAUUAACAUUUAUGUUAAAUGCAAGAAGACUUAUGUACUAUGUCUGUAAAAUACUGUGACCUAUUUAGUUCUAAACAUAAAUGAGUGUUUAAUAAAUCUAUUUACAGAG